AUGGGACCAAGAGCAGUUGAGUAUCUUCUAUUUUUCCAGAUGUCUUCAUCGUGUAAAAAAUUUUGUUCAAAUUGUGAAUCAUCGCCACCUUGUUCAUUACCAUCAACAUCUCAAUGUUUACAUUGUGGACUUAAAUUUUGUCUUACUCAUGAUAUUGAACAUCAAGUUAAAAUUAAAUUUGAACAAAAACAAAUUCAAGAUCAAUUAUAUGCUAAACAAUUAAAAAUUCAACAAAUGGAAUUAGUUGAUGAUCAAUAUUCAACAGAAUUAUAUACAAAACUCAAUGAAUGGAAACAAAAUAUGAUUAAUUCCAUACAACAUACAUAUGAGAAAAUAUUAAAUUCAAUAAAUGAAUUUUAUUAUGAAUCAUUAAAAGAUUUUGAACGGGUUAAAACACAUGCAUUACAGCAGCAGAGUGGUAUCGAUUUACAAGUAUUAGAUCGAACAGUUGAUGAAUUAGAAUCCAUUAAACGUCUGUCAUUACUAAAAUUAGAAUUUAUAUCAUUUCAAGAAGAUGAAAAUAAUGAAUCAACAACAGUACCAUCAUUUGAUAAAUACAUUCGUUUAGUUAAAAAAACAAAUUUUGAUCAACAAGAUAUUCAUUGUGCUUUGAAACAACAACAAUGUGUCGAACAACUUACAUUGGAAAAUGUUUCAACAUAUUAUGAUGUAUCAUUAGAUUCUAUUUUAAUUCGAAGUCAUUGUGGUACAAAAUUAAAAUUAUUUGAUAAAUAUUUAAAACAUCAACAAGAUAUUAAAUGGAAUCAAGAUAAAUAUGGCAUUUUACAAGGAAUAUCAUGGUCAAAUUAUUUAUCAUCAUUUCUUCUCUCAUCAACAAAAAUGUUAUAUCGUUUAAACUUGAUGACCAUAAAAUUUCAACCAAUCAAAAUCGAUCAAGGAAAUUAUAGUCUUAUGACAAAUUUUAAUCAAGAUUUAUGCGUUAUUAAUCGUCGAACAACAACGAUAAUCGUAACAAAUAAUUAUCGUCAAAAACGACGUGAAGAAGAACAAGAAAAUACAAUGUCUGAUGCCUGUUUAGAACAUUGGUUAAUGUCACCUGAUACAAAAAAUUCAAAAUGGCGUUUAUAUCGACGAUAUUUUAUGAUUUAUUUAUAUGAUAGUGAAGAAGAUGACGAUAUUGAAAUAUUUAAUAUUCAAUUAAAUAAUGAUUUUAUAGGUGUUCAUUCUCAUACAAAAAUUGAUAUAUUUAAUUUAAAAUAUAAUAUGAAACGAAUACAUAGAAUUCAACUUAAUCAUUCAUGUUUAUCAUUAACAUCUUUAUUCAAUAAUUAUCAUUGUUGGUUUUUAGUUAUUAAUGAAGAAGAUGAAACAAAAAUAUAUUUUCUUGAUGAGAAAAAUAAUUAUGAUUUAGUAAAAAUUCAUGUAAAUAAUAAAAAUAUUGAUCCGUAUGCCAUACAAUUAUUUGGACAUCGACAUAUUCUUAUAUUAACACAAGAUCAACAAUUUAAAUUAUUCAAGAUAUAG
Molecule: messenger RNA, 1485 nt
Organism: Didymodactylos carnosus
Lineage: Eukaryota; Metazoa; Rotifera; Eurotatoria; Philodinida; Philodinidae
Source: the annotation of a GenBank genome assembly